AUGAGACAUAUAUGGCAUGUUAAUAAUGCCACCACACACAACGUGCACUACCGACAAAGGAGCGCAAAAUCGUUAUUGGGAGCACUGCCGCUCGAAGAGGGUUCAGCCAGACAUAAUUGGACAAAAUACAAUAUAUACGGCCAAGCUAUGACGCGCCAGAAAAUAUCCGUAUGGUAUGCAAUAGACAUGGGAAAUGUAGCAUCAAUGUUUCCGCAGUUUGAAUGCGAACUUGCUAAGACGGACGGAAGAACAGAAGUACUUCCGUUGAACGUAUCAAUUAUUGUCCUGUGGGCUGGAGAGACAAAAAAAGAAGCGGAAAGAAAGCUUGGCUGA
Molecule: messenger RNA, 333 nt
Organism: Paraglomus occultum
Lineage: Eukaryota; Fungi; Glomeromycota; Glomeromycetes; Paraglomerales; Paraglomeraceae
Source: the annotation of a GenBank genome assembly